This is a messenger RNA of Otolemur garnettii (small-eared galago), 4676 nucleotides long. RefSeq names its product palladin, cytoskeletal associated protein (gene PALLD). Gene Ontology annotation, molecular function: protein kinase activity. The transcript is spliced from 20 exons. Bases 1 to 3537 code for a protein of 1178 amino acids. Lineage: Eukaryota; Metazoa; Chordata; Mammalia; Primates; Galagidae. The record is from RefSeq and is a predicted model, not a curated record.
AUGUCAGGGACCUCCUCCCAUGACUCCUUCUACAAUGCCCUGUCAGCAUCUAUGCAGGAAGAAAGCAAGAAUGCUGAAUUCUUCCCAGAGCUGUCUGCUUUUCUCAGCCAGGAAGAGAUAAACAAGAGCCUGGACCUGGCACGGAGAGCAAUAGCUAACUCUGGAACCGAAGAUUUUGACUCCGAAAAGGAGAUCUCGCAGAUUUUUAACCCCACUCCUGUAAGCCUCUGUGAAAAUCCUUUCCAUGAGGAGACCAAAUUGACUGAACAAACCUCACAAAGACCUCAAGAUAACAGGCCAACAGCUGUCCAGCCUUUGGCAGAAAGACAAACUAAAAGCAUCUCUUCACCUGUUUCAAAGAGGAAACCUUCCCUGUCACCCCUGCUCGCCAGCCCCAGCUAUAUCCGGAGCCUCCGAAAGGCUGAAAAGCGUGGAGCAAAAACUCCCAGCACUAACGUAAAGGCCAAACCUGCUCCUCAGGGUAAGGCUGGCCCCCAGAGCCAGCUGUGUGAAAAGGCAGCCAAUUUCAUCGAAGAGUUGACGUCCAUAUUUAGAGAAGCAGCAAAGCCAAGAAACAGAAGUCCAAAUGGGGAGUCCUCGUCCCCUGAUAGUGGGUACCUGUCUCCUAAAAGUCAGCCAUCAGCCCUGCUGAGUGCCUCGGCCAGCCAGAGCCCCACACAAGAUCAGCAGGAGCUGGAAGCCAAGGUCAAGCCACCUGAGGCCAGGCAUUGUCACCAGGCAGCCCAGGACACAGUGGAGCCACGCGCCAACCUCGCUCACCCACAGCCCCAGAGCACGCUGCUCUUCCCGUCUGCUCCUCAGUUCCUCCAAAAGCUCCAGAGCCAAGAAGUGGCAGAAGGCAGCCAAGUGUUCCUGCAGUGCAGAGUCACUGGAAACCCAGCUCCUCUAGUCAGGUGGUUCUGUGACGAGAAGGAGCUGCUUAGCUCUCCGGACAUCCAGAUCUGCUGUGUGGGGGGUGAUCUCCACACACUGGUCAUAGCUGAGGCCUUUGAGGACGACACAGGUCGCUACACCUGCCUGGCCACGAACCCCAGUGGUUCAGACUCAACGUCUGCCGAGGUGUUCAUCGAAGGUGCAAGUUCAACAGAUUCUGACAGUGAAUGUUCAGCCUUCAAAUUAAAAGCUGGAGUUAUGCCACAAGCUCAAAAGAAAACGACUUCUGUUUCCUUGACAAUAGGAGCAUCAUCUCCAAAGGCAGGAGUGACCACUGCUGUAAUCCAGCCAUUGUCUGCCCCUGCUCAGCAGGUUCAAAGCCCAACUUCAUAUCUCUGCCGACCUGAUGGAACCACUGCUGCCUACUUCCCUCCUGUGUUCACCAAGGAUCUGCAAAACACAGCCGUGGCAGAGGGCCAGGCUGUGGUCCUGGAGUGCCGAGCCCGUGGAGCACCCCCUCUGCAGGUGCAGUGGUUCCGGCAAGGGAGUGAAAUCCAAGACUCUCCAGAUUUCAGAAUUCUACAGAAAAAGCCUAGAUCUACAGCUGAACCUGAAGAAAUCUGCACCCUGGUUAUCGCAGAAACAUUCCCUGAAGAUGCAGGGAUCUUCACAUGCUUGGCCAGAAAUGAGUAUGGGUCGGCCACAAGCACUGCCCAGCUGGUUGUCACCUCGGCCAACACUGAGAACUAUGGCUGUAACUCAGCAGGAGAGUUCAGUGAUGAUCACUUCCAGCACUUCCCACCUCCCCCUCCAGUCUUGGAGACAAGUUCCCCCAGCCUGGUUUUAAAGAGACCCUCUGAGGUGCAGCAGGGGAGAAGUCCCAAGGCAGGCCUGAGCACAGCAGCCCUUCAUAUGAAAUGCGGUUCUGCAGAGACAGAAACCAACGGGAUCCAUCCACGCCAUGGAGUAAAUGGACUGAUUAAUGGCAAAGUGAAUGAUGACAGCGCACUUCCAGCACCUGCUGUCCUGCCUUCGCCCAGUAAGGAGCCACCACCUCUGCUUGCCAAACCCAAACUGGGCUUUCCACAGAAGGCCAGCAGGACUGCCAGAAUAGCCUCAGACGAGGAGAUUCAAGGCACAAAGGAUGCUGUUAUUCAAGACCUGGAACGGAAACUUCGCUUCAAAGAGGACCUUCUGAACAAUGGCCAACCGAGGUUAACAUAUGAAGAAAGAAUGGCUCGACGACUGUUGGGUGCUGACAGUGCAACGGUCUUCAACAUCCAGGAGCCUGAAGAGGAGCCAGCUAAUCAGGAAAUUGGGUCUCCUCAUGCUUCUGUAGGGAAUCCUCUGGAUGGUCAAAAGGAGUACAAAGUCUCCAGCUGUGAGCAAAGGCUCAUCAGCGAGAUCGAGUACCGGCUGGAGAGGUCUCCUGUGCAAGAGUCAGGAGAGGAAGUGCCCUUUGUGGAUGUCCCUGUGGACAAGAGGGUGGCCCCGAUCUUUGAGAUGAAGCUGAAACAUUACAAGAUCUUUGAGGGGAUGCCAGUGACUUUCACCUGUAAAGUGUCUGGGAAUCCAACGCCAAAUGUCUAUUGGUUUAAAGAUGGGAAGCAGGUUUCUCCCAAGAGCAGUCACUAUGCCAUUCAGAGAGACCCAGACGGGACCUGUUCCCUCCACACCAUGGCCUCCACCCUGGAUGAUGAUGGGAAUUACACCAUCAUGGCUGCAAACCCUCAGGGCCGCACCAGCUGCACUGGACGGCUGAUGGUCCAGGCUGUCAACCAGAGAGGCCGCAGUCCCCGCGCCCCCUCAGGCCACCCUCAUGCCAGAAGGCCUCGAUCCAGAUCAAGGGACAGUGGAGAUGAAAAUGAGCCAAUUCAGGAGCGAUUCUGCAGACCUCACUUCCUACAGGCCCCUGGAGACCUGACUGUUCAGGAAGGAAAACUCUGCAGGAUGGAUUGCAAAGUCAGUGGGUUACCAAACCCAGACUUGAACUGGCAGCUCGAUGGAAAGCCCAUACGGCCUGACAGCACUCACAAGAUGCUGGUGCGCGAGAAUGGGGUACACUCCCUGAUCAUAGAGCCUGUCACAGCUCAGGACGCUGGCAUCUACACAUGCAUUGCCACCAACCGGGCAGGGCAGAACUCCUUCAGCCUAGAGCUGGUGGUUGCAGCCAAAGAAGUGCACAAGCCUCCCAUGUUCAUUGAGAAGCUGCAGAACACGGGGGUCGCUGAUGGGUACCCCGUGCGGCUAGAGUGCCAUGUCUCAGGAGUGCCACCACCACAGAUAUUUUGGAAGAAAGAAAACGAGUCACUCACUCACAGCACUGAUCGUGUGAGCAUGCACCAGGAUAGCCAUGGCUACGUUUGCCUGCUUAUCCAAGGAGCCACCAAGGAUGAUGCCGGGUGGUACACCGUGUCAGCCAAGAACGAAGCGGGGAUUGUAUCCUGCACUGCCAGGCUGGAUGUUUACACCCAGUGGCAUCAGCAGCCGCAGAGCACCAAGCCAAAGAAAGUCCGGCCCUCUGCCAGUCGCUAUGCGGCACUUUCGGACCAGGGACUAGACAUCAAAGCAGCCUUCCAGCCUGAAGCUAGCCCAUCCCACCUGGCACUGAGCACCAUCUUGGUGGAAAGUGAGGACCUGUGACUGGCUCUCUUGUUGGUGCUGAAACACCAAGACAGCCACUGCCUUGACCAACAUGCUCCUUUGUCACCUUACGUAAAAGUGACUGUAAGAAAUAAACACCAAAAUAAUAUUUUUCUUACUUGAUAAACCAAAUUUAGCAUUUAAGUAGGUGAUGCUAAUAGAAGUAUACACAUUGCACAGAAAAAUUCACAUUUAUUGUCCAAUUUGAUACUUUUGGAAUUGCUAUCAUUAAAGUGAUCUGAAAUGCCAGAAUGCUAAAGGAAAUCAGUUGUUCACAGGAAACCACGUCGGUGUUACCUACAUGUGCCUUAAACACAGCUAUAGGUGCCAUGCAGCAAGAUGGCGCUAAACACUGAAUGUGAAGCGGCUGUGCCACAAACACAACAGUGACUCUGAGACUGUUCAGCCAGCUGUGGUGAGCCAAGUGCAAUACGCAAGGAUGAAAGAGGAAGAGCUGACAGAAAGCCAAGUAAAUGCCUUGUCUUCGUAAAUGGUUUUGUCUUAAAUCAUAAGGAAGGAACUACUUGCCUUAAAUUUUAUUAGUGUUAAGAGUUUUCUAACAAGGUUAAUACCUUACUUUUUAACUUUUUUUUCUUUGUGGUAGUAUUUUCUUUCCAUGCUACCUUGGUAGGAAGCUUAUGUACAAACCAUAUUAAAAGGGUAAUUUAAAUAUAAAUAAUAUAAAGUAUUUUGAAUAAAGCAGAACUACAUUAUGGUCCAUUCCUCUAAAGGUACCCAAACCACCGAAAUGACCAAGGCAUACACUAUUUGAGGGACAUGGGUCUGUGAGGAGAAGGGAGAAUUAAGGAAGGUGCCACCAGCACAAUUACAUUGUAGUCAUUCACACACAGAGAGAAAGGGCAUGAGGGCUGCCAAAGACAAGACACUGCCAAUCACAAGUUGAGGAAUUUAGGGUCAGGUGGAAGUUUAGAGCAUGUGUGCAACAGGAACUAGAGAGUGAAGUGUGUGCAGGGUGAAGAUGUAGGUGGUUAGGGCAAGCAGAUAAUGAAUUGAAGGUGUAAGACAGGCACAGACACAAAGCUACAGUGGGAUGUCCACUGGAAGGAAGUGGAGACCGGAGAGACAGAAUAGGUCUGUGCCAUAAUGGGCCUUUAGUGGCACCAUGAAGUGGACUGUGG